Molecule: messenger RNA, 2537 nt
Organism: Rhinichthys klamathensis goyatoka
Lineage: Eukaryota; Metazoa; Chordata; Actinopteri; Cypriniformes; Leuciscidae
Gene: u2af2a
Product: U2 small nuclear RNA auxiliary factor 2a
Exons: 12
Coding region: 782-1939 (385 amino acids)
Biological process (GO): mRNA processing; female sex differentiation
Cellular component (GO): U2-type prespliceosome; commitment complex; U2AF complex
Molecular function (GO): poly-pyrimidine tract binding; pre-mRNA 3'-splice site binding
Source: RefSeq, a predicted model, not a curated record
GAAGUGUUUGGGAGUGGCGACUGACCUUAGUGGGCGCACUCUCACGGCCUUGGCGUUCCACAGAUUUUGUGGAAAAUAUAGGGUCUAUUUAACGUAUCUCGAUGUUUUUGAGGAAUACAUGAGCUCUUCCACGAGCAAAGCCCUCGUUUAUGCCAGCACAUUAUCUGGUGCAUGUGUGUGUUUACUCUAGGUCUCUUUGAAAGCACGUUUUCCUCAUGCUAGUCUUUGUAUGUUCUGAGCGCUUCUGCAAGACUCCAGCUCGACUCCUGCAUCUUUUAUUAAACUCCGCUUUGCUUUCCCAGGGUCGCAUUUUUCCCUUACAAAAACUGUAGUUUCUUAACGUUUCACGCUUGGUGUGAACUUUAUUUUUGUAUUUGCGAGAUAUUCGCAGCCGCCGAAUUGCUAGCUGCAAGCUAGCCCGCUUCACCCUCAGUCGGCGUGUUGGAGCUGCUGGAAAAUGUCAGAUUUUGACGAGUUUGAGAGACAGCUAACCGAAAAUAAGCAAGAAGAAAGUCAUACAGGUUUAGAAUAACAUGAGGCGGACCGAGACAAGGAGAACAAGCACCACCGGCGCAGUGGCUCCAGAAGUCGUAGCAGAGACCGGGACAGGAAGAGAAGGAGCCGGGACCGUGACAGAGAAAGGAGAGGCAGCCGAGAACGUCAUGGAGAUAGCAAGGACCGCAGACACAGACGCAGUCGCUCCCCACACCGUGAGAAGAAAAAGAUUAAAGUGAAAAAAUAUUGGGAUGUUCCUCCUCCUGGAUUUGAACACAUCACACCCAUGCAGUACAAAGCCAUGCAGGCUGCUGGUCAGAUCCCGGCCACUGCUCUGCUGCCCACAAUGACCCCUGAGGGUCUAGCUGUGACCCAAACACCUGUUCCUGUCGUGGGCAGUCAGAUGACUCGACAGGCCCGGCGGCUCUAUGUGGGCAACAUCCCAUUUGGCAUCACAGAGGAGUCUAUGAUGGACUUCUUCAAUGCUCAGAUGCGUUUGGGUGGCCUGACUCAGGCCCCAGGAAACCCAGUUCUUGCUGUCCAGAUCAACCAGGACAAGAAUUUUGCCUUUCUGGAGUUCCGCUCGGUGGAUGAGACUACACAGGCCAUGGCAUUUGAUGGCAUCAUUUUCCAGGGACAAAGUUUGAAGAUUCGCCGACCACACGACUACCAGCCUCUGCCCGGCAUGAGUGAGAAUCCCAGUGUCUAUGUCCCAGGCACGUCACUCUUUUGCUCCCCCAAUUCUUGUGUCGUUUCCACGGUGGUGCCUGAUUCGGCCCAUAAACUCUUUAUUGGCGGUCUGCCAAAUUACCUCAACGAUGACCAGGUCAAAGAAUUGCUGACAUCGUUUGGUCCUCUGAAGGCCUUUAAUUUGGUCAAAGACAGCGCUACAGGCCUCUCUAAGGGCUAUGCUUUCUGUGAAUAUGUUGACGUCAAUAUCAACGACCAGGCACACUGUUCACUAUCACAGGCCAUCGCGGGGCUUAACGGGAUGCAGCUGGGGGACAAGAAACUCCUGGUUCAGAGAGCAAGCGUCGGCUCCAAGAACACCACACUGACUGGUAUAAACCAGACUCCAGUUACCCUUCAAGUUCCAGGUCUCAUGAACAGCUCGGUAACUCAGAUGGGUGGCAUUCCCACAGAAGUAUUGUGUCUGAUGAACAUGGUGGCUCCAGAGGAGCUGCUGGAUGAUGACGAGUAUGAGGAGAUCGUGGAAGACGUCAGAGACGAGUGCUCUAAAUACGGUCAGGUCAAGAGCAUCGAGAUUCCACGCCCUGUAGAUGGCCUGGAAGUUCCUGGCACUGGAAAGAUCUUUGUGGAGUUUAUGUCAGUGUUUGACUCUCAGAAGGCAAUGCAAGGCUUAACAGGAAGGAAAUUCGCCAACAGAGUGGUGGUGACUAAAUAUUGCGACCCUGAUGCUUAUCACCGCCGUGACUUCUGGUAGAGACUGGACUGAAUCAAGAGCUAGAGAGACGCAGAUGGUGUGAUAUCAGUCUCCCAGAAACCCCUUAUUUUGUAGGUUUAUGAGGUCUGAGAGGGUGUGAGCUUUCUUUUUAAAUCUGGCAGACUAAAACAUGACUUGUGAUUGGUCAGAAUGUAGCGAACCAAUUAUUUGUCAUGUUUUUUAUGUUGUUGAUUGCAACACUGAAGUAUGUGCAAAGCUAUAAGAUGGGAAAAUAGAUCGUACUACUGUAUGUCAUUGUCUACAGAAAAGGAUACAGUUAGAGAUGCCACUAAACUUCCAGCUUAAUUUUGGCCCAUAGUGAUUUUACGUGUCAGUUUUCUUUCCCCUCAAUGUUAAAUACCUGCUCUAUCAUCUGUACAGCUCACACUUUUGAGCCAGACUGGUCAGAUAGGAGUGAGAGGAGGAUAUAAAGAAGCAAGUGAGGGAAGAGAAAUGAUGACAACAACAGAAAUGAAUGUUACACUCAAACAAGAAGGUGAGGGGGUAUUUGAGGAGAGAAGUCUUUGUUAUUUUGACAUGGUUUUUAUUUUGGCUGUGAAAUUAGGUUUCCUGUGUAAAAGUGCAGUUUAAAAAGCCA